Molecule: messenger RNA, 1046 nt
Organism: Panicum virgatum (switchgrass)
Lineage: Eukaryota; Viridiplantae; Streptophyta; Magnoliopsida; Poales; Poaceae
Product: thioredoxin H5-like
Exons: 5
Coding region: 349-741 (130 amino acids)
Source: RefSeq, a predicted model, not a curated record
AAUCUGAUCCGACAAAAGCUAAUUUUGGCUGUGCACAGCAGGACAGGACUGCAGGGUCGGCGUUUUCUCGCGGAGCUGCCCCCGGUAAUGGCGGUGGCUCGUUCGCUCCCCUAGGCCCCGGCGCCACCCCCGCCCCUCCCUCCUGCCCCCCUGCCGGGGGUGCCGUCCUCCGCAGCACCGCACGCCGCGCGAGCUCGCUUGCCGCGCUUGGGAACGGGAACGGGAACCGGCGCCCGCGUUGGCUGCCGGAUUGAGUCCGGUUGGGAGGUGAACCCGAGCAUUCCUCUCGUUUCCUUGGCCUGUGGCAGAGGGGUCCGGAUCAACAUCCUGACAAAUUGCCUCGAACCGAUGGGGUGCUGUGGAAGUAGUGCUGUAGAUGCUGAGGAACAUCUGGACUACAGCGCCGGGAAAGUGACUAUCAUACCAGAUCUGAAGUGUUGGGAACGGAAAUUGGACGAAGCGAAUGAACUUGGGCAAACGGUUGUGGUAAAAUUCAGCGCGACUUGGUGCGGACCGUGCAGGAAUGCUGCUCCAUUAUUCGCCGAGCUCUCUUUGAAGCAUUCUGAUCUUGUUUUCUUGUCCAUUGAUGUAGACGAACUGCCGGAACUGGUCACCCAAUUUGACGUACGAGCAACUCCAACGUUCAUCUUCAUGAGAGACAAGAAGGAGAUCGACAAGCUGGUCGGGGGCAACCAGGAAGAUCUCCAGAGGAAGUUCGAUCCAUACUGCCAGGAGAAAUGACCGAUGACCAUUAAGUCUGUCAGCAUAGCAUCAGAACGAGCAUGGCCAAACACCUGAUCGGCUGAAACGGGAACAGCUCAGAAUAUUUGGCAACCAGUCGAUGACCUCUCUGGGAUCUUCAUAGUUUCGAGGAACUGACCAGCGGAAGUAGGAUUUCUGUCUAGUAUAAUGUAAAGUUAGCUAGUGUCUGAAACUCUGCACCACAUUGUUCAAGCAAUUCAUACAGAACAAAAAUUGUAACGCCACUUACGACCACAUGCCUCCCUCUUGAUCCCUCCCAUGAGUGGUCAUCCAGCAAAAAAAAA